GCGAAAUGAGGUUUGCUACCAAAGAUAAAUCACCUCGACGGUAAUCAAACACCACGCAGACCUAUAGCGCAGCGGACAUGGCGUACGUCGUUACCCGGCGCACAAUAGCAUCAGUUAUUUCUCGAACACUCUCUUCUCGCUCUAUCUCUCGCUUCUCUUUGCCUCUUCUCGACAAGAAUCCGCUACUACAUCCUCAGUUCAUCCCGGACUCCGCUCGCAUCCCGGUCCGUUUCAAAACAUCUGGGUCGGGCUACUCGCCUCUUAACGACCCUUCUCCCAACUGGAGCAACCGUCCACCGAAAGAGACAAUCUUGCUCGAUGGGUGCGACUACGAGCACUGGCUCAUUGUUAUGGAGUUUCCUAAUGAUCCCAAGCCUACUGAAGACGAGAUGAUCAACGCUUAUGUCAAAACGCUUGCUGCUGUUGUUGGCAGCGAGGAGGAAGCGAAGAAGAAGAUAUACUCGGUUUGUACAACGACGUAUACUGGGUUUGGGGCUUUGAUCUCUGAAGAGCUCUCUUACAAAGCUAAAGGGCUACCAGGCGUUCUUUGGGUUUUGCCAGAUUCAUACCUUGAUGUCCCUAACAAAGAUUAUGGAGGUGAUUUAUUUAUCGAUGGGAAAGUUAUCCAUAGGCCACAGUAUAGAUUCAGUGAGAGGCAGCAAAACAAUCGAAACAGGCCUCGCCCCCGGUAUGAUAGGCGCCGAGAAACAAUGCAGGUCGAGAGAGGAGAACCAAUGCAAAGACAGAACUGGUCUAAAAAUCAGACUCCACCCAUGCAGCAACCAUUAUCAGUGAAUACACAGAACCUUGCUCAAGAUGGAGGGUCAGAUUUCUCAGUAAACAAAGGAUAGUUUGUCCAGAAACAUACGUCAAAUUCACAAUGUAGUUGUAGGAUAUCAGAUAAAUGUUUGUUGUUGCAGUUCUUGUUUGGUGGAUAAUAACUGGGUUUCCUUCGAUUCUAUGUUUCACAGAAAGUUUAUGCAUAUUUUGGCUCAUGAACCUAUGUGAAUGUUUGGUGCACCUAAAUUAUGGAAGUAUCAAAAUAUAAAAGGACAAAUGUUGUCACUGAA
Molecule: messenger RNA, 1070 nt
Organism: Mangifera indica (mango)
Lineage: Eukaryota; Viridiplantae; Streptophyta; Magnoliopsida; Sapindales; Anacardiaceae
Product: multiple organellar RNA editing factor 3, mitochondrial-like
Exons: 4
Coding region: 78-851 (257 amino acids)
Biological process (GO): mitochondrial mRNA modification; cytidine to uridine editing
Cellular component (GO): mitochondrion
Source: RefSeq, a predicted model, not a curated record